AUGGGUCGCCUUCACUCUAAGGGAAAGGGCAUUUCGUCCUCCGCUCUCCCCUACUCUCGCACUCCCCCGAGCUGGUUCAAGGCUUCCACCGAGCAGGUUGUUGAGCAGAUCUGCAAGCUCGCCAAGAAGGGUGCUACCCCCUCCCAGAUCGGUGUUGUCCUCCGUGACAGCCACGGUGUUGCCCAGGUCAAGACUGUCACUGGUAACAAGAUCCUCCGUAUCUUGAAGUCCAACGGCCUUGCCCCCGAGCUCCCCGAGGACCUGUACCACCUCAUCAAGAAGGCCGUCGCCGUCCGCAAGCACCUUGAGCGUAACCGCAAGGACAAGGACAGCAAGUUCCGCCUGAUUCUCAUCGAGUCUCGUAUCCACCGUCUGUCUCGUUACUACAAGUCCGUCGGUGUCCUCCCCCCCACCUGGCGUUACGAGUCCGCCACUGCUUCCACCCUCGUUGCUUAA
Aspergillus tubingensis is the source of this 456-nucleotide messenger RNA. RefSeq names its product 40S ribosomal protein uS15. The record is from RefSeq and is a predicted model, not a curated record. Bases 1 to 456 code for a protein of 151 amino acids. Lineage: Eukaryota; Fungi; Ascomycota; Eurotiomycetes; Eurotiales; Aspergillaceae. Gene Ontology annotation, cellular component: nucleolus; ribosome; cytosolic small ribosomal subunit. Gene Ontology annotation, molecular function: structural constituent of ribosome; small ribosomal subunit rRNA binding. The transcript has 4 exons. Gene Ontology annotation, biological process: translation.